Messenger RNA from Dromaius novaehollandiae (emu), 1638 nucleotides. RefSeq names its product basic proline-rich protein-like. The transcript has 2 exons. The record is from RefSeq and is a predicted model, not a curated record. The annotation marks the transcript as partial. NCBI's taxonomy places the organism in Eukaryota, Metazoa, Chordata, Aves, Casuariiformes, Dromaiidae.
AUGCCCCUGGGACCCCCCCCCAGACCCCCCCGGGACCCCCCUGGGACACCCCCCUGCGAUGGGACCCCUCUGGGACCUCUCCUGGGACCCCCGUGUCCCCCCAUCCCCCCAUGUCCCCUGUGUCCAUGUGUCCCCUGGUGUCCCCCGGUGUCCCCUGGGACCCCCCUGUCCCCCCAUCCCCCCAUCCCUCCGGGUCUCACGCGUCCCCUGCCGCUUCCCCCCGCCCGUGGGUGCCCCCCAUGUCCCCCCGUGUCCCCGGUGUCCCCCCGGUGUCCCCGGUGUCCCCCCCACAUCCCCGGUGUCCCCCCGCAUCCCCCACGUCCCUGGUGUCCCCCCUGCAUUCCCGGUGUCCCCCCGGUGUCCCCGGCGUCCCCAGUGUCCCCCUGCAUCCCCUGCAUCCCCGGUGUCCCCCCUGCGUCCCCGGUGUCCCCCGGUGUCCCCGGUGUCCCCCCCGCGUCCCCGGUGUCCCCGCUGUGCACCCGCAUCCCCCACGUCCCCGGUGUCCCUGGUGUCCCCCCCACGUCUCCGGUGUCCCCCUGCAUCCGCGGUGUCCCCCCCGCGUCCCCGGUGUCCCCCCCGCAUCCCUGGUGUCCCCAGUGUCCCCCCCGCAUCCCUGGUGUCCCCGGUGUCCCCCCGGUGUCCCCGCUGUCCCCGCUGUGCACCCGCAUCCCCCACGUCCCCGGUGUCCCUGGUGUCCCCCCCACGUCUCCGGUGUCCCCCUGCAUCCGCGAUGUCCCCCCCGCGUCCCCGGUGUCCCCGCUGUGCACCCGCAUCCCCCGCGUCCCCGGUGUCCCUGGUGUCCCCCCCACAUCUCCGGUGUCCCCCCUGCAUCCGCGGUGUCCCCCCUGCGUCCCCGGUGUCUCCCCCGCAUCCCUGGUGUCCCCAGUGUCCCCCCCGCAUCCCUGGUGUCCCCGGUGUACCCCUGGCGUCCCCGGUGUCCCUGGUGUCCCUCCCGCGUCCCCGGUGUCCCCCCCACAUCCCCCGUGUCCCUGGUGUCCCCCCACGUCCCCCGCGUCCCCGGUGUCCCCCCCACAUCCCUGGUGUCCCCCCCACGUCCCCGGCAUCCCUGGUGUCCCCCCCAGUGUCCCCCCACAUCCCCCGCAUCCCCGGUGUCCCCCGGUGUCCCCCUGCAUCCCCCGCAUCCCUGGUGUCCCCCCGCAUCUCCCACGUCCCCCGCGUCCCCGGUGUCCCCCCCACGUACCCGGUGUCCCCCCCCGCAUCCCCAGUGUCCCCGCUGCCCCCCCGUAUCCCCCGCGUCCCCGGUGUCCCUGGUGUCCCCCCUGCGUCCCCGGUGUCCCCCCCGCAUCCCCCGUGUCCCUGGCGUCCCCCCACGUCCCCCGCAUCCCCGGUGUCCCCGGUGUCCCCCCCACGUCACUGGUGUCCCCCCCGCGUCCCCGGUGUCCCUGGUGUCCCCCCACGUCCCCCGCGUCCCCGGUGUCCCCGGUGUCCCCGGUGUCCCCCCCGGCAUCCCCCUGGCAUCCCCGGUGUCCCCCCCGCAUCCCCGGUGUCCCCCCAUGUCCCCCGCAUCCCCGGCGUCCCCGGCGUCCCUGGUGUCCCCGGUGUCCCCCCACAUCCCCCCCACGUCCCCGGCGUCCCCCCCGACGUCCCCGGUGUCCCCGGCGUCCCACUGAGGCCGGC